Tripterygium wilfordii is the source of this 1841-nucleotide messenger RNA. RefSeq names its product cell division cycle protein 123 homolog. NCBI's taxonomy places the organism in Eukaryota, Viridiplantae, Streptophyta, Magnoliopsida, Celastrales, Celastraceae. The coding region runs from base 225 to 1232 and encodes 335 amino acids. The record is from RefSeq and is a predicted model, not a curated record. The transcript has 2 exons. Gene Ontology annotation, cellular component: cytoplasm.
UCUGGGUCGAAUAGGUCAUUCGAAAUGGCCCUCAAGCCGCCGCCCAUUCUUCAACAUCUAAGUUCUAUACUUUUAUCUGAUUUUCGUUCUUCCGAGGCGAUAAAGCAAAUUAUGUAAUCCGGUAUUGUUCCUGCUUUUGAAGCCACCAGUGCAGGUUGUCAGAUGAAGGAAUUUCAGUUACUUUCUUCAGGUGAAGCAAGGUUUUUUCAAUUGUAAGUGCUAGGAUGAAGGAAGAAGACGUGAAUCGUUGCCAGAUACAUGAAUGGUACCCAACAUUCAAAUCUGUAUCCAUUAAAACCCUAUAUCAUGAACUUCCAGAAUCUUUCGUCCAGUACCUUCUUGAUGAUGCUGGACCUUUCCUUCUUCCUGUUUCUGUCUCAAAUGAUGAUGCCCUACCCAACAGGAUCCAUAAUCCGGAAGAGGAAGAUGACUAUCAAGUAUUAGAAGGAUCUGGAGAUGAAGCAGAAGAACCACCAUCACCCCCUUCUUUCCCAGAACUUGAAUUGCAAAUUAAGGCAUCAAUUGAAACCCUUGGUGGUGCAGUAUUUCCUAAGCUCAAUUGGAGCGCGCCAAAAGACUCUGCUUGGAUUAGCUCAUCCGGGACCCUCCGAUGCACUUCAUUCAGUGAGAUUGCAUUGUUAUUGCGAUCUUCUGAUUCGUUGAUCCAUGAUAUGUGUCAUGCAUAUGAUUCGUGCAUUGACAAAACUGUUUCAAAACCUCCAAGUUUCUUUCUUGCCCUCCGCAAGUGGUACCCCUCUUUCAGACCAGAGAUGGAAUUUCGCUGCUUUGUAUGGGGUCACCAGCUUGUUGGGAUUUCGCAGCGUGAAGUUACUACAUUUUAUCCAGUUCUUCUUGAGAAGAAAAGAAAUCUUGAAGUGCUGAUCCACAAUUUCUUUACAGAUCAUGUGAGGUUUAAGUUUGAAUCAGAAAAUUACACAUUUGACGUAUAUCUGACACAGGAUGAGCGGGUUAAGAUCAUUGAUUUCAACCCAUGGGGUGCCUUUACAUUGCCAUUGCUAUUUACUUGGGAUGAACUGGAGCAAAAUGUUAGGGAAGAAGAACGUAUGGACUUUAGAAUUGUGGAAACCCAGUGUGCUGUCCGACCAGGUUUAAAGACAGCAGUACCAUAUGAUUAUCUGGAUACGUCCGAAGGGAGUGGCUGGGACCAGUUCUUGAGAAAUGCUGAUGAGGAGUUGCAGCGACAGUCAAGGUCUUCAGAAGCUGGUGGUUGAGGAUGAUGGUAAAAUUUGGUCAUUUUCUUUUUUUGCCGUUUCGAAUUUUCCACCUUUGUUUCCCAUGUGUUCUUGUAAUCGACUGUUUAGGUAAUCUUGUACUGGAAUUUGAAUUCGAACGACAAAUGCUAGUCUAGCAAUCUUGCGCAUUGCUCCUCAGAAUUAUGUCACUCAGAACCUGAUAGGAACUGGUGUAGGAGUUACAGUAUUGUUACUGGUUGCACGGCAGCCGGUGCAAUACAAAUACUCCACUUAAGCAUAUAAAAAACAACACUGCGAAGUGCAAAAUAAUUGAAGGGAAGGGAACAGGAACCAUGGUCUGCACUGGGGCGGCUGUUGUUGUGAAUUUGGGUCUGAGACCUUUGAAUUGUGGGAGAGUGGUCAUCACAAAGAGAAAGAUGCAGAGAUGUUGCAAAAGAAACUAGGAAAGAUAUGAAGUAGAAGAAGGCAGAGGGGUGCUUUAGAGCCAAAGUUUGUGGCAACAUUUGUAUGGAUACAUAUGUUAGGCCCUUGUUGCUGAGGUGGCAACAUCCUAGUGGUGAUACUUAUUUGGAUAACAUUUUGGGUGUUUUUGAGUCUCUUCUUUUAUUUGAUGAAAGUUCUUUUUAA